Molecule: messenger RNA, 1677 nt
Organism: Aspergillus mulundensis
Lineage: Eukaryota; Fungi; Ascomycota; Eurotiomycetes; Eurotiales; Aspergillaceae
Exons: 3
Coding region: 1-1677 (558 amino acids)
Biological process (GO): transmembrane transport
Molecular function (GO): transmembrane transporter activity
Source: RefSeq, a predicted model, not a curated record
AUGAGGGCAGAAUCUAUCGAGCUCGGUCAUGCCGAUGACGGAUUCAGGACACAGUUGCACGAAAAUCCCAGCACGGAAGAUCUGGUGGAAAGCAUCUACCUGGAGCAACCCCCAUUCUCUGACACAUCGGCGGAUUUAGAGAGCAUCAUCUGGCGGCCCAGGCUUAGGGAAUGGCUCGUUUUGAGCUGCGUCUCCCUCGUGGCGAUGCUAGAUGCAUUUGACGCGACUAUGAUGGUGCCCAUAAUACCGGUUCUAUCAGCCGUCUUUGAGCAGCCACUUCGCAGCGUUCUCUGGGUGGACACAUCGUACCUUUUCGCAAGUGCAGCGAGCCAGCCGAUAUUCGCCAUGUUGUCCGAAGUCUUUGGUCAGGGACCGAUUCUGAUUGUUGCCGUCGUGAUAGCCACAGCCGGGACCGGGGUAUGCAGCGGCUCCUUGAACGUUCCAAGUCUAGUCGUAGGCCGACUAGUCCAAGGGGCGGGCAAUGGUGGUGCAAUGGCUGUCUCGUCACUACUGGUGACUGACCUCAUUCCGUAUCCGCAUCGAGUACGGUUCUCCGACUACAUCUGUCGAGCUUGGGCGUUUGGGGCGAUGCUUGGACCGGUAACCGGAGGGUUCUUCGCUCAUUACGGGAAUUGGAACUGGACGUUCUACUUCAGCUAUAUUUUCUGUGCCUUGAGUCUCCUUGUGGUGCCCUUUGCGGUCGACUUGAAGGAGUGCAAGAGCAUUGCUAGACACGCAGCGCGUGAAAUGGAUUGGAUAGGGGCUGUCUUGACAUUGCUUGGGACUGGGUCACUCCUGUGCGCAGUUAGCUGGGUAGGGCGACCGCUCACCGGAUGGGAUGACUGGCGCAUCCUGGUUACCAGUUGCAUUGGAGGGUCAGCAGUUGUGGUGCUGGUGCUUUAUGAGAGCAUCUGGGCAUCGCAACCGCUGUUCAAUCUCGGAAUAUUCAGUUCAAUAUCAAAGAUCAUGCUGUACAUUGGCAGUUUACUGCAUGGGCUCUUGGUCCUCUGGCAUCUGCAGGGCCUUUCCAUGUAUCUAUUCCUAGGCAAGGAGUUUUCAUCACCCUCUACCGGGGUAAGCCUCAUGGCGGUUACCGCACCUACUUUACCAACACUCCUUCUCACAGCGAAACUUGGAAUUGGCAGAUACCCUAUCCGCCCACGAUGGAUUGUCCGCGCAGGCUGGACCCUGAAUAUUCUCGUAUCAGGUUGCUUCAUACUCUUUGACGCCAAUACGCCGACACCCGGCUGGGUCUUCAUCUUCCUUACCACCGGAAUCAGCCACGCUCUUCUUAUCUCUGGCUACAAUACAUGCUCACAAACCGAGUCACCCGUUCGCAAACGCGACGAACACGACGGUCGGCAAGCGAUGCGAAGGGGUAGAAGCAGUAGCACUGCCUUUGCUAUCUUGAUGUACUCUAUCUUUAGAACAUGGGGGAUGUGUAUUGCUGUUCCCGUUGGCGGGUCUAUCGUUCUGACGCAGAUGGUCCAAGAGAUCGAUACGAAUGGAAGUGCUGCUGGAGCGUCCGGCUCGUUGGUCUCGAAGGCCGGAAUUGUGCUGACUCCGGAGAACAGGGAGGAGCUGGGUCGUUUGUUUCUGGGCAGCUUUGGCGUGUUGUGGCGGUUCUUCAUGGGGGCUUCUGCUCUGGGGGGAUUGUCUUCGCUGCUGAUCCGGUGA